GAAAAGAAUGAAGAGAUUCGAUACUGACAUAGCGAGGAAUGAGGUUCCAAACCCUGCCUGAGUUGCAGGUGGUAUACUUUUUUCACAGUGAGGGAGUUUAGUAUCUCCCCUGGUCUCAGGAUACAAUGGUUAUGCUUAUUCAUAGACUUGUAUAGCUAAGUUUUCUUGAUAUUUAUGCUGUUUGUAUCCAACUCUUUGGGAAAGUCUGAGAUUGAAACAUCAUCAAAUGAUACAAGCAUUUGCUGAUUUUCUGUAGAACAUCAAUCGUUAGGGAAUGAGAUCAGAUCAAACGGGUCAAAACUAAAAUCAAACUGUAUUACGAUAGAAAUCAUAGAAUGCUAUAAUAGUCCCAGCGAAUAUAAAACUGGUCUAUAAUUGUAAAAAGCUGUAUGAAACCCAAAAAAUGGCCCAUACAGGUCUCGAACCUGUGACCUUCGCGUUAUUAGCACGACGCUCUAACCAGCUGAGCUAAUAGGCCGAUCUGCUGUUUUCUGUUGUAAAACUAAAGUUGACUUGCAUCAGGUAGAAAGAGGCAGAAAUUUCUAUGACUACUACAUUGUCAUCUUCUGAGAGCGUGCGUCCGCAACUUUGACCCCAACUGCUGAUGACGCCCAUGUCCCAAUCGGAAUCUUGCAGUGAUGCAGAUACUGAUCGAUCCAGGCUCCAGAGAGAUGGGGUGGGCGAUUGCACUCCACGGCGGCGCCGGCGACAUCCCCCUCUCUCUUCCACCGGAGCGCCGCCAGCCUCGCGAGGCCGCCCUCCGCCACUGCCUCCAGAUCGGCGUCGAAGCUCUCAAGGUCAACAAGCCUCCUCUCGACGUCGUUGAGCUUGUGGUUCGCGAGCUGGAGAAUAUUCCGGUGUUCAACGCCGGCAAAGGGUCAGUGUUGACCAGCAAAGGCACGGUGGAGAUGGAGGCUUGUAUUAUGGACGGCACUAAGAGAUGUGGAGCUGUUUCUGGGCUCACUACUGUAGUCAACCCCAUAUCUUUGGCCAGAUUGGUUAUGGAGAACACUCCUCACAUCUAUCUUGCAUUUGAUGGAGCAGAGGCCUUUGCUAGAGAACAAGGUGUAGAGACCGUAGACGCUAAUAGCUUCAUUACACCAGAGAAUGUUGAGAGGCUAAAGCAGGCAAAGGAGGCCAACAGAGUGCAGAUUGAUUAUACACAACCAAUUCAGAAAGAUGUCAAGGAGAACAAACCCGAGGCCGAUGGUGAUAGUCAGCUUGGAACUGUAGGAUGUGUGGCUGUUGAUGAUCUGGGGAACUUGGCUUCUGCGACUUCAACUGGCGGAUUGGUCAACAAGAUGGUUGGGCGGAUUGGGGACACGCCCAUUAUCGGCGCAGGGACAUAUGCCAACAAUCUGUGUGCAGUUUCUGCCACUGGGAAAGGUGAAGCAAUAAUUCGGAGUACAGCUGCAAGGGAUGUGGCAGCUCUUAUGGAGUACAAAGGUCUUUCUCUAAAAGAGGCUGCAGCUUAUGUUGUGGAGGAGAGUACUCCGAAAGGCAAUGUUGGCUUGGUUGCUGUAUCUGCCACAGGAGAAGUCACAAUGCCUUUCAAUACAACAGGGAUGUUUCGAGCUUGCGCUACUGAGGAUGGGUACUGGGAGAUUGGAAUAUGGCCUUCUGAUGUGCAAAAAUGAGUUGUUUGUUCUGCUUAAAACAGUUUUAAGUUGGAUCUUGAUCUAUGGAAGAUGACUGGCCAAAAUUAUUCUGUGCCUUAAUUUCUGAUAUCAAGUAAUAGAACAUACUUUGCAUA
Molecule: messenger RNA, 1753 nt
Organism: Argentina anserina (silverweed cinquefoil)
Lineage: Eukaryota; Viridiplantae; Streptophyta; Magnoliopsida; Rosales; Rosaceae
Product: isoaspartyl peptidase/L-asparaginase 1
Exons: 5
Coding region: 639-1637 (332 amino acids)
Molecular function (GO): hydrolase activity
Source: RefSeq, a predicted model, not a curated record